AUGGCCUACAACCAGUACCAGGGCCAGCCGGCCGGCAACCCGUACCAGGGCAACCCAUACCAGAAUGCCGGCGCCGCCGAGAACGGCUACGGUGCACCGGAACAGCAUGAGCUGCAGCCGUACGGCCAGGCAGACCCUGCAGCAGGCGCGCCCGUCAUGUCGCAGCAGGAGUACCUGACCCAGGUAUCAAACGUGCGCGGCGAGAUCCGUGCCCUGACGACCAGCGUCCAGUCCAUCGCCGGCCUGCAUCAGCGCGCCCUCGGCGGUAACGACCCGAGCGCGGCCCAGCAGCUCGAGCAGCUUGUCUCCCAGACCCAGCUCAAGAACACCCAGAUUCGCAACCAGCUCCGCAUCCUGCAGCGCGACUGCGAGCGCACCUCUGACGGCACCCACGCCCUCAAGAAGCGCCAGUUCGAGACCCUCAACAACGACUUCAAGCGCGAGCUGCAGGGCUACAUGACGGAGGAGAAGCAGUACCGCGAGCGUUACCGCGAGCAGAUCUCCCGCCAGUACCGCAUCGUCAACCCCGACGCGACCGAGGAGGAAGUCAACCAGGCCGCCGAUGCCGACUGGGGCAGCGAGGGCAUUUUCCAGACUGCUCUCCGGACAAAUCGCUCCGGCCAGGCUUCUGCCGUCCUGGGUGCCGUUCGCGCCCGCCACAACGAGCUGCAGCGCAUCGAGCAGUCCAUUGUUGAGCUGAACGGCCUGUUCAACGACCUCGACACGCUCGUCGUCCAGCAGGACCCCAUCUUCGACCAGGUCAACGAACAGACGACCGCAACUGUCGGCAACUUGGAGGGCGCCAACAAGCAGGUUGCCAGUGCUACUGAGCAUGCGCGCAAGCGCCGCAAGCUCAAGUGGUGGUGCUUCCUCGUCGUCGUCCUCAUUAUCCUUGCCAUCGCUUUGGGUGUUGGUCUUGGCAUCGGCAUAUCCAAGAGCAACAAGUGA
Sporothrix brasiliensis 5110 is the source of this 948-nucleotide messenger RNA. RefSeq names its product syntaxin 1B/2/3. Gene Ontology annotation, molecular function: SNARE binding; SNAP receptor activity. Gene Ontology annotation, biological process: exocytosis; intracellular protein transport; vesicle fusion. Lineage: Eukaryota; Fungi; Ascomycota; Sordariomycetes; Ophiostomatales; Ophiostomataceae. Gene Ontology annotation, cellular component: plasma membrane; SNARE complex; endomembrane system. The transcript is spliced from 3 exons. The record is from RefSeq and is a predicted model, not a curated record. The coding region runs from base 1 to 948 and encodes 315 amino acids.